Molecule: messenger RNA, 903 nt
Organism: Selaginella moellendorffii
Lineage: Eukaryota; Viridiplantae; Streptophyta; Lycopodiopsida; Selaginellales; Selaginellaceae
Exons: 4
Coding region: 179-694 (171 amino acids)
Source: RefSeq, a predicted model, not a curated record
CCGGACUUGACACGAGUGCGGCUGCUGCAUGCGACUAGCCGCCGGAUAUUCGCCAUACUUUGCUUAUCCUGUGCAUCGGAAAAUAUCGAAUGCGAGGUUCUGUUGUCCAUCACCAGGGUUUUUUUUUGGGAUUCCACUUCACUGCUCCUUCCUGACUUAGUGGAGAUCUAACUCAGAGAUGGGGUCUCUCAUGGCUGGCUGGAACUCUCCUCGCACCAAGAAAAGAUUUGAGCGAAACUUGUCCCUCACCAAAGAGGAAAUUGACUCCUACUGGCGUGUCAAGAAGGCGGAUCAGAGCUCUCCCCAAGCUAGAACUCCAAAUGUGCCAGCACUGAACCUCGCAAAGAAGACGAUCCAGAAGAGCAGUACCUUUUCGAGCCAGGAUGAUGAUCAUAUGGCGAGCGAGUGCGCCAGAAUUCUUCAGCUUUCUCCGCACAAGGAAGUCCUCAAGAGCAAGACUUUCAACGGGCGCGAGGCGGAGGCCGAAGUUCAUUCGGAGCUUCUAGUCGGCUCCGCUCCUGCCGCAUGGUGGACAAAAACAGAUCUGGCAUUUCUUAAUGAGCGACCGGUGCUGGAAUCUGUGGUCGGCAGGGCCUCCCAGUUCAAGUAUGAGUCGCAGUUUAAAGUCACGGAGGCACUCAAGACUGACGAUCAAUCUCAUAGAUCCGCUUCCAGCUCUACGUUUGUGUUCUAAAAGAUUACGUUUCUUAUAGAGCUGAGCUGUGUACAUAUUAUAUAUACAGAAGUCCUCGUGUCAAGAUUGAGGUUUUCUUGUUUUUAGAAAACUAUCGCUCCAGGCUCAUGCUCCUCGAGCCAGUCUCAGCGCCUCCACUCUGCAAUAUCUCUGCGAUUAUCUCCGGCUAUUUAUAUGUAAUAAAUAAUGAAAAUAUGACUCAAAUGCAA